Myxocyprinus asiaticus (Chinese sucker) is the source of this 3809-nucleotide messenger RNA. RefSeq names its product etoposide-induced protein 2.4 homolog. Bases 327 to 1349 code for a protein of 340 amino acids. The transcript has 11 exons. Gene Ontology annotation, biological process: macroautophagy. Gene Ontology annotation, cellular component: endoplasmic reticulum. The record is from RefSeq and is a predicted model, not a curated record. NCBI's taxonomy places the organism in Eukaryota, Metazoa, Chordata, Actinopteri, Cypriniformes, Catostomidae.
UCAGACUGUACCGCGCAUGCGCAGCUGCACUGGCCUGGUGCUGUUUUGUUGAGAGCUUGGGAAAAGAGAGUAACAUUUAAUGAUCCAGAUGAAUAGAAGAUUUUAGCCUAGUAGAUACAUGAGGUUUUUUUUCAAGGCUGCUGGAUCAAAUUGUCGGAUCAGAUUGUUUAACGUCAAAAAUGAAAGUGUGAAAAUGAAAUAAGCCACAGAGAUGAAGUCUUCUCUUUCUCCAAAAAGUUUGCAGGAGUUCUGUCCUCCUGUCAUGAGAUCUUGCCUGGCCCCCGGCAGCCCCUCCUGCAGUUGAUGACUCUGCAGCCGGUCUGGAGAUGACAGACAGUGUCAGAGCGUUUCUCCGCAAUGUUGCUACGGGGAUCAAGGACUCCAUCCUGGGCAUCACAACCAUCUCCAAGCUGGAUGCCCGGAUUCAGCAGAAGAGGGAGAAGCAGAGGAGGCGCAGAACAAGUGGGGCGCUGGCGAUGAGACGGGCUCAGAGCGAUGAGCGAAAACAGGACAGAGAACCUAAACUAGCGAGUCGAAUUUUUCAAUGCUGUGCCUGGAAUGGGGGUGUGUUUUGGCUAAGUCUGUUGUUGUUUUAUCGAGUGUUCAUCCCACUGCUACAGUCCCUCACUGCUAGAAUCAUAGGUGACCCUUCAUUGCAUGGUAAUGUGUGGUCCUGGCUGGAGUUUAUUCUGACGUCUGUGUUCAGUGCUCUCUGGGUUCUGCCUCUAUUCGUGCUUAGUAAGAUAGUCAAUGCUAUUUGGUUCCAGGACAUUGCUGAUCUGGCAUUUGAAGUGUCUGGACGUAAAGUUCAGCCAUUUCCCAGCGUCAGUAAGAUCAUUGCAGACAUGCUCUUCAAUCUUUUGCUCCAGGCCCUCUUCCUCAUUCAGGGAUGGAUUGUGAGUCUCUUCCCCAUUGAUGCUAUUGGUCAGCUGGUCAGUCUCCUGCACAUGUCUCUGCUCUACUCACUUUACUGCUUUGAAUAUCGCUGGUUUAAUCACGGAAUUGAGAUGCACCAAAGGCUGUCAAACAUUGAGAGGAACUGGCCGUAUUAUUUUGGUUUUGGUUUGCCCAUGGCACUACUAACUGCGCUGCCCUCUUCAUAUAUCAUAAGUGGCUGUCUAUUCUCCAUCCUCUUCCCGCUCUUCAUCAUCAGCGCUAAUGAAGCAAAGACACCAGUCAAACUCUACCACUUCCAGCUCCGCCUCUUUUCCCUGGUUGUGCUCAUCAGUAACAAACUGUUCCACAAGACGGUGCACCUGCAGAGUUCCCUCACGCCCUCCGCGUCCAUAGAGAAACUGCCCUUACCUCACAUUUCCCCGAUGCGCCAGCGACCUUUACCACCCCAGUGACCUCUUUCAGGAUUUGUAACUCGGUUCAGGUUAAGAGGAAUCACGAUAUACAGAGGGUUAGGGUUAGAAAAGGAUUUGCAUUCUGUUUAUUUGAAAACGUGUCUCAGCCCUGUCGAUGUUGUUUUGGGGGAUGAAGCAGACCUGUUAGUAAUGUGAAUGGCCUGUGUUUGUGCCUAUUCCACACAUGUGGAUACACACAAGGUCUUGAUUCCUACUCUGUGUGAUUUCGUUGGACUAUUUUUGUACCCUUUAUGUGCCAUUUGGGUGAUUUUUAGAGUUUUCAAAAACAGCACAAAGACUUCUGUGUGCACAUUUUAUGUGAACUGACCAACCCUCUUUUAGGCCCCAUAGUUGACACAUUUUAUCUAUUUAUGGCCUUCUUUUUCAUUUCAUGUAAUGACUUUUUCUGCCUUGUGAGGCCCAAAAGGUUAAGACUAAGCUUUGACAUAGUUGCUUAUCUAAUGACCUUAGAAAUGAGUGCAAAAGGACCCGGACGUCCUUAGAUUGCUUUAUUUUCCUGCACUGAAAUCUGGGAAAUUAUCAAAUUGAAAGGCCUCUUUAUGCAAGGGAUGUUUCUUGACCUACAGUAUAUUGUUAUUAUCUGCUACCAGACUUUUUAAAGCUACUUUCUUGACUAUAUUUCAGCUUCUAAAAGGAAAAUUCUGUCAUUUACUCCCCCGCAUUACUUUUUUUUUUCUUCCAGUGAACAUAAAAGGAGAUGUUCACGCUGUUAUUUUCAAUACAAUUAAAGCAAAUAGUGACCAGGGGCUGUCAAGCUCCAAAAAUGACAAAAAAGCUAUCAUGUUUGGCAUCAUUGACGGGAAACCUGGCGCAAUGCAUGUUGGCGUGCCACAUUUGAGCGCUAUGGCAGAGAGCAAGAUUUUGCUCGACUUUUAUGGUACUUUAAUGGUGCUUUUUUGUCUUUUUGGAGCUUGACAGCCCGUGGUCACUAUAUGCUUUCAUGACAUAGAAAAGAGCAGCGUGAACUUUCUUCAAAGUGUUCUUUUUUUGUGUUCCACGAAAUAAAGAAAAUCAUAUGGAUUUUAGAACAACAUGGAGGUGAGUAAAUGAUGGCAGUGAGUUUUUAUUUUGAGCUAAACUGUUCCUUUAAUGUAAAAAUUUAAAACUCAAAAGGGAGCUGCUUUUAUUUGAUUUUAUUAUUAUUUUUUAAUAAGUUUAAUUUUGGGAAUUCCAUGUCAACAUGAUCCGGUGCUGUCCAUAAUGGUUCUGGGAUGAUUUCCAACAGUUAUUUGAAGGUAUGCACAAGCUUUACUCUUCUGCUGCUGUCAGGUGACACUGCCAAACUGUGUUAUACGUGUGAAAUGGCUCUUUAAAUGAUCCGGUUUCUGAUGAAUGCUGGCGUGUCUGAGUCCAGUGGAUGUCCACUGAAGUGUAUUUUCAUGGAGCUCAAACCUGGAACCUGGUUGUGAACAUAUAAAACUGAAGCACACACUAAAGUUUUGAUGUCCUUGUACCUGUGGGGUGGGUGUAUUUUAAAAUGGGUUGUAACUGUCGUCAGGAGGCUAUAGUAUUACACCUGCAGAUGGAUAUUUGUGAGUGAGAUUACAUUGUUUAAAUAAAUUUGGUCUGUAUACAGUACUUUUUAUAGAGCGGUCUUGUUGUUAUUAUUAUUUUAUAUAUUUUAUUAUGUCUUAAAGGGAUAGAUCACCCAAAAAAAAAAAAAUAUGUUUUAUUUAUUCACCCUUAUGUUGUUACAAACCUGUAUGGCUUUUUUUUUUCUUUUUCUGUGAAACACAAAGGGAGAUGUUAGGCAGAAUGGUAGGGACUGUCAGGCUCAGUUACAAUCCACUUUCAUUGUAUGAUAAAAAGAUGCAAUGAAAGUGAAUAGUGACUGAGGCUGUCAUUAACAUUCAGCUUAAGGCAAUAGUUCACCCAAAAAUUAAAAUGUUCUCAUUAUUUACUCACCCUCAUGCCAUCUCAGAAGUUUGACUUACUUUCUUCUGCUAAACACAAACAAAGAUUUGUUUGAAGAAUAUCUUAGCUCUGUUGGUCCAUUCAAUGCUAAUAAAUGGUGACUAGAACUUUGAAGCUCCAAAAAGCACAUAAAGGCAGCAUAAAUGUAAUCCAUACAACUCCAGUGGUUAAAUCCAUCUCUUCUGAAGUGAUAUGAUAGGUGUGGGUGAGAAACAGAUCAAUAUUUUAGUCCUUUUUUAAUGUAAAUCUCAACUUUCACUUACACAUUUUUGUUUUUUUUGGCGAUUCACAUUCUUGCAUAUCACCACCUACUAGUUGGGGCUGGUAAAAUUGGUAGAGAUUUACUUGCAUUGUAUGUACCUACAGAUCUGAUAUAUUGUUCUAAAAAUAAAAGAAAGUCAUAUACAUUUGGGAUGACAUGAGGGUGAGAAAAUUAUGAGAGAAUUUUCAUUUUUAGGGGAACUAUUCCUUUAACGUCUCUGUUUGUGUUCCACAGAGGAAAAUGUCAUACAGGUUCAUGAGGUU